This is a messenger RNA of Symbiodinium pilosum, 3180 nucleotides long. Lineage: Eukaryota; Dinophyceae; Suessiales; Symbiodiniaceae. The record is from the annotation of a GenBank genome assembly.
AUGCAGCUUCUGGUGGAAUCUGGGCAUCGGACCAUCGCGGUUCCGUGCUACUGGUACAGCCAGGGAUACCCCAUGGAGGAGCAGGCUCACGUUGGUUUGAGGACUCUUCGUCGGUGUUUGGAGAAGCUCCGAGCCUCUGUAGAUAGUGCAGUGCUGGUAGCUGGCACGACCCAGGAGCUUGAGCUGUACGAAAGUCUGCUGCCUCUGUAUUUCCCCCGGAAUGAAUUCGAGGCAAGGCACGCAGCCGCCGUACUUCCAGACAGUUGUUGGAACGAGUGGGGCGAGGUGAGUAUGGAAGAGCGACGUAUUCGCGUCUCAAACCACGUCCUGUCGAAUCGCCAAGAGGAUGAGGACAGUGACCUUGUCUUCGGCGAAGAGGAUCGAUCCUUUUUGCACGCCCGAGAGGAUGCAGAUUUUGCGGCGAUGCAGCGGUUGGAGGGCACCAUGAUCAGUGCUGAAACUGUUGAGGAGGCACGACAUAUUUGCUUCCGUUAUCUGCGAAGAGCCAGAGAAGUCCCGGCCGAGAGUGAGCCGAAGCGCUUUGUUUACAAUGGUGGCCCGGACUACUUUGGCCGCCACGUUGUGGUACUGCUUGGGGCACGCCUUCCCCCCCUCGGGGUUCAGGAUGAGCGAACCCUCCCACUGUUUGUCAAAGAGCUGGAGGCUGUUCAAAGCGAUAGUUUUAUCCUCCUUUACGUCAACAGUGAGGUCGAUGGCAUGGACACCACGGUGCUGGAGGCAUUGCAGGAGAUGCUUGCCGUUGUCAACGCAAAAUAUCGUCGGUCCAUGGCACAGCUUUUGGUUUUGCACCCUGGGCUUUGGUUCAGGGCUGCCUUUGCCCUUGGCCGUGCAGUGACCGAUGAAGCUGCCAGUGUUUGGCACGACAGUGUUUACUUGGAGUGUGUAGCGGAUCUCGCGUCCUUGCUGAGCCUCGACCAACUGUACUUGCCGGACUUCGUGAGGAUCAUGAUUGGUCUGGACUUCCGGACGGAAGAUGGUCGCCUGCUGGUGGAUGUGGACAGCUUCCUGGAGCGCUUCGAAAGCUAUGCUUUGCAGCGGUCCAUGGGUCAACAGCUCUAUGAGUAUGCGUUCCCUUGCACUUUUCUGGUCCCUUUCGUUGCUGAGCCGGUGGCUGUGAUCUUCCUAUUCUCCCGCACCUUCAUGCUGCUUAUCCGGAGCCACCCGGAGCUCAAGCUGCGGGAGAGCCGCGGCUGGCUGGCCGCCAUUCCUCUUGACCUUGGUCGCUACGCUGACUGUCUUGUGAAUGUCUUCUUGGCCGUGCUGGUGUUCUUCUUUCCUGGUGGCUACACCCAUUGGGUGUUUGGAUUGUUGGCUGUCAGCCAUGCUUACGUAUAUGCUUACGAUCAUUACAAGGUCUUGCGCGUGGUGCCACGAAUGGUCAUCCACUCUAUGAGCGUGGAUUUCUGCGCGCAGGCUCUCUUGGCUCCAGCCUGUGGAAUCUUGCUUGCCUGCUUGAUCUUCAAAGCCAACUGCAUCAAAGACUCUUGGUACUGCCUGGAGUCGUACCCACUGCUAUGGGUGUGCCUUUCGGGCUUCAUCUUGCACUGCGCGGUCCAUACGCUCAUCCUUUGGUUUGUGGUGCCCUUCUUUGCUCUGCAGCGUACUGAAGAACGAGUCUAUCGCCAAGAUGCUAAGAGCUUCAAAGAUGUGGCAGCAGAAGAGCCAUGCAGCUGGUUCACAGCAAAUCCCAUCCACUGCUUGCGAUCCAGACUGAUCUACAAGCAGUCUCCUCCUUGCAGCUUCUACAUGCCUGGAAUGGAGCACACGAUGGAGGUCAACGAGAGCAUCGGAUGCCACUUCACGGAGGUUGACAAGCCUGUGGAAGACGCCCAGAGCUACCUGCGAUUGCCAACCAUGCGGGACUUGAAGCACCUCGAUUGCAAUCUCCUGUCAAUGACCUACGCUCAAUGCUUGGGGGUGUCCUGGGUGAGCAUUACGAAGAUGAUGAAACCAAAGGUGACACAGGAGCCACGACCUGAGCAUGAACUGCCGCGCAAAAGGUUUGAUCUGCCAUGCACCCGGCCAAUGAAUCAAAUUCGCGGCUUCGAGACUGAGACAAAGGAAGCACAGCGAGCCGCGCGCACGCGCGAAUCGCUUCGUCAGCUGGGUGCCAAGAAGGAUCUCUUGAACUUGGACUCGUACCUGCUCGACAGGCCUGAAGCCGUGAAUAUGCCAGUGCUGUUCGACCAGGGAUCCCUUCUGCACGUUGCAGCCAUGCGAGGACACCAGGACAUGGUCCAGAUGCUGAUCCAUCAGCGUGGUGCAGACGUAGAAAGAACAAACUAUGCUCAGCAGACGUCGCUUCAUGCAGCCUGCGAUGGCAACUACGCCAACAUUGUCGUGGAUCUCCUUGCAGCUGGAGCCGAUGCAGACAAGCGCGAUGCGUUGCGCCAGACGCCUUUGCACCGUGCGGCGCACGUGGGGGCUGUGGAUUGUCUCCUGGCGCUGCUGGAGUAUGGUGCCAACUCAAAGCUCAGGGAUGAGGGCGGCCUGCUUCCAGUUCAUACUGCUGCCCUGCGUGGCAGGGACGAAGCUUUGCGGCUACUCAUUUCGCAGGACCCGACCUCCGCCAAUGCUGAAGCGGCAGAUGGCUGGACACCCUUGCAUUUCGCCAGUCACGGCGGUCAUGUCUCAGCCACAGAGGCUCUUCUGGAAUGUGGCGCCUAUGCGCAUUUGGUGGACAAGGAGCGGCGCACGGCGUUGCACUGCGCGGCGGCCUCGGGCUCUGAGGCCACGUGCUCGGCCCUGCUGCGCGUAGGUGCUGAGCUGGAGUGCCUCGACCAGUUGAAGAAGAUGCCGAUCCACAUUGCCUGUGAGGAAGGCUGCAUCCAAGUCGUGCGCUUUCUCCUCGAUGCUGGUAGCCCGUUCGACACGUUGGAUGGCCAGCGCAGGACCCCCCUCCUGAUCGCCACGCGUGCUGCCAAUCUGGAGCUUUGUGAGGUGCUCCUCAGCAUGGGUGCAGACCCAAAUGCUGGAGACAUGACGCGGGGAAUCCCCAGUGCCGUGGCGCUGGCUGGUAGAGGUACAAACCCUGCCCUCCGCAAUCUCAUCGAGGAGUAUGCACGCGCGGCUGCUGCAGCAGCCGCCAUGCCGCUGGGUGAAGCUGAGAAGGAGAAGCCUUCGGGCAACGAAUCCAAGGCCUCUCUGCCUGAAGCCUGA